AUGGUUAUCCAGCCGUGCUUUGGAGUAAACAGCCCCAUUCACAAGACUCGACUCAAACCAUUGUACUCUGACGCUGCCUACUCCCUUCGCACGGACGCUAAUGGUGUUGCUCUCACUGACGAGGUCAAAACUAAACCCAAAAAGCAGGAAGCCUGUGCCUUCGCCCUCGCCAUUUCCAGCCACCCCCAGUACCAAUUCGUCACGGUCUACAUGAAACGGGCACAAUUGAACAUACGAGGAGGCGGGACUGGUAAAGCAACAUUAGUUUUUAUGGGGAAUUCACAGCCCGGCGUUCACCUGUCCUCGGUUGUUUUUGACAGCAGGUCAUCAGCGAGACAAAGCACUUACGUGAACUCAUACUCCUGGCCGAAGAAUUCUACCCUAGUGUAUAUUUUAUUAAUGCAUGAUUUUAUUGGAAACAGAAGUGGCCUGGCCACCUUCCAUUUGGAAAUCUCGCUCACGCCAACGUUUUUGUGUGUGCUUACUCAGUUCCAGGCCCAAGGCUCUUACACAAACCUUCUUAACCCCUACGAAUUAAGUUGGAGGAGCAUAAGUGAGAUGUUUCACCCUGGUUGGCUGGUCUGCACAUUACCUUGGGCCGCCAGUGAAGUCGGAUUAAGAUCACCCCACAGAUUCGUUGCUUAUUGUGUCGACUAUCGACUGAGCUGUGACCACGUUGUCAACUGUCCUCGAAACUCAAGGACUGCGAUCAGGGAUGGCCUUAGCUCUGUCUUCACGACUAGUGCUGAUGAAAGCUCAAGGGGUCUAGUGUGCUAUAGCCCUUCUGUCAACUGGCUGUUGGUAGCAAUAGUUUUAUUUAGCAUAAUUAAUACUGGACUAUUGUUUGCAAUUACUUACUUGGGAUUGUUGAGACGUUAUUCACCGAUUCGAUUUCUACGACUUCAGUCGGUUUGCAUUCGCUACGGGUGCUGCUGUUUACCUGCCACCUGGCGCACUCAAUUUGGUGGCGGUGUCCCAAUUUUCCGUCGAAAUUCCAUCAGUAGCAGCGACUCCGUGAUACCCUGGAGCCCUCCCACUUACGAGAGCGUAGAGCGAGCGGACACUGCAAACCUUGUGGGUGCUCGACAGACGCGUCAGUUCCGUUGGCGUCGUCAAAAGCCAGUUGCCUUCGCUGAAUCCGGUCACCAUCUGCCACCAUCGUAUACAGACGAAAAUGAAGAGAUUAGCGUUCUCCCCGAGGGAAUAAUCCAAAAGAUGAGGAGUCUGCGAAAAUCCCCCUCUAGACUCAGUGAGCGCGUCUGUAAACCCCCAAGACUAAAACCAUUGUCACAGCGCGCACGUCAGACGGUCCAUCGCACGACUCUCAGACAAGAGUUGAGAUUUGUCUUGAGGCAGGCUGUCUCACGAACCAGAGCCUUAAUAAACUCAGGUUUCCGGGUUAUGCGAGUUCAUCCAGCAAACCCUUCUACGACAACUCCAGAACAGAACGAGGCUGGUGUGUUAAGUGAUGGUGUAGAGGGAAGUUCAGUACCACAUUUGGCGCUGCCGAACUACUCUGAAUUUAUGAGCGGCGACUUCCCCAGGAUGGAGAAGGCCAGUGUAAUGCAUGCCCUGCGUUUCAAGAAUUCCGCACAACUCGGUGUCAGCGUACUAGAAAGCGUCGCCGGAAAAUCCCAGAGGCUAUUCCGUAUGGUUGUAGAAUGGGCGAUUGAGCAGAUUGGUAUGUUUAGGUCUGAGCUGUGGUAUGAUCGAGAAUCCCCAAUUCAUUACCAGAUGAAUAAGUCCUCUACUUCGCCACGAGCAUCACCCACUGUGAUAGUUGAUAAAAGAUCAUUCUGGUGCAGUUACUACGUUGACUACAGCGAGGUUAGCGAAAGUAGGGAUGAAGCUUCCAGCAUCUUCUCGUCGCUCAGUGACAAGCCGGGAUCAACUCGGAUUUCAUCUCGAGUCCUUUGGACUUUCUACUGCCUCAGCUACUUUUCCGGAGUCUUGUGA
Mesocestoides corti is the source of this 1956-nucleotide messenger RNA. NCBI's taxonomy places the organism in Eukaryota, Metazoa, Platyhelminthes, Cestoda, Cyclophyllidea, Mesocestoididae. The record is from the annotation of a GenBank genome assembly.